This is a messenger RNA of Cololabis saira (Pacific saury), 2874 nucleotides long. Its product is annotated as inhibitor of nuclear factor kappa-B kinase subunit alpha-like. Bases 356 to 2551 code for a protein of 731 amino acids. The transcript is spliced from 22 exons. Gene Ontology annotation, cellular component: cytoplasm; IkappaB kinase complex. Lineage: Eukaryota; Metazoa; Chordata; Actinopteri; Beloniformes; Belonidae. Gene Ontology annotation, biological process: peptidyl-serine phosphorylation; positive regulation of transcription by RNA polymerase II; tumor necrosis factor-mediated signaling pathway. The record is from RefSeq and is a predicted model, not a curated record. Gene Ontology annotation, molecular function: ATP binding; IkappaB kinase activity.
GCCAGGACUGGGAAAGCCCCAAAGCAUGCGGCUCGUAAACUACACACGCAUGCGCAGCAGAGACUAUUCCAGCCAUUUACUUUCACUUUGCUCAGGUUUCUGUUGUCGUAAAUUGUAGCUUUACGUCUAAAAUUAUGACAAAAACUCAAUACAAACUCUGUCGUUAAAGUUGUGCUUAUUGGGUAAAAGUAUUUAUUUUUUUACUUUUUGGAAAGCUCUUCUUUUUCAAAAACUAACCCUGAGGAUGAACCGUAAACAACAUGGUUAGCUAACUGUGAAGCAACAAUGUUAUGACUUAUAUAAAGUAACAUUUAUCGACGGUGAUCUGCACAACAGACCUGCAGCAGAUCUCGCCAUGGAGCGAUCUGGAGCCAAACAGUGUGGUUCUUGGGAGAUGAAGGAGAGACUGGGGAUGGGGGCCUUUGGGCAUGUUUACCUGUACCAGCAUCUUGACACUGGCGAGAAGAUUGCUGUGAAACUUUGUCGCAUGGAGCUCAACUCAAAAAACAAAGACCGGUGGGGCAGAGAGAUUCAGAUCAUGAAGAAGCUGAACCAUGUCAAUAUUGUUCAGGCCAGAGAAGUUCCAGAAGAAUUGAACUCCAUUGCAAUAAAUGACCUUCCGCUGCUGGCGAUGGAGUUCUGCACAAGAGGAGACCUACGAAAGGUGCUGAAUAAACCUGAAAAUUGUUGUGGUUUAAAGGAGAGUGAAAUCCUCACAUUGCUUGGAGACAUCGGUUCUGGUAUCCAGUAUCUCCAUGAAAAUAAAAUAAUUCACAGAGACCUAAAGCCAGAGAACAUAGUCCUGCAAGAGAGUGAUGGGAAGCUUGUCCAUAAAAUAAUAGACCUGGGAUAUGCAAAAGAUCUGGAUCAGGGCAGUCUCUGUACAUCUUUUGUUGGAACUCUUCAGUAUCUGGCCCCAGAGCUGUUUGAGAGUAAACCCUACACUGUAACUGUGGACUACUGGAGCUUUGGGACGGUGAUCUUUGAGUGCACUUGUGGCUUUCGGCCUUUUCUGCACCACAUGCAGCCUGUACAGUGGACAAGCAAAGUCAAGAACAAAGGUCCUAAAGACAUUGUGGCAGUUGAGGACAUGAACGGAGAAGUGAGGUUCUCAACACAUCUGCCGUAUCCUAACAAUCUGAGCAGGCCUCUGCUGGAACCAGUUGAGACCCUGCUUCAGAUGUUGUUGAUGUGGGACCCUGCAAGUCGUGGCGGUGGGCUGGAUCCUGAAACAAACAAGCCAUAUUGCUACACCAUUUUGCAGAGUAUUCUCAGCAUGAAGGUCAUUCACGUCUUGGACAUGACCUCAGCUCAGCUGCAUUCAUUGGUUUUGAGUCCUGAGGAGAGUUUACACUCCCUGCAGCUUCGUCUGGAGUCGCACACCCAGACACCUAUCUCCCCGCUGAGUCAAGAGCUACUGCUGGAGACGGGAAUCUCCCUUGACCCACGCAGGCCACCCGCACAGUGUUUGCCAGAUGGUUUGCGUGGCUGGGACAGCUCCAUAGUCUUCCUCUUUGAUAAGAACCUCACCAAGUACUCCGGACCACUGACUGCCAGACCUUUGCCAGACAGUGUCAACUUUAUAGUCAGGGAGACUAAGACACAGCUGCCCCUGUCUGCCCUCAGGAAAGUGUGGGGCGAAGCAGUCAGUUAUAUUCACGGGCUAAAAGAGGACUACCUCCGCCUGUACCAGGGACAGAGGGCUGCCAUGCUGAGUCUGCUGCGUUACAAUACUAACUUGAUGAGGUACAAGAACCUGCUGUUCUGCCAGUCUCAGCAGCUCCAAGCUAAACUGACUUUCUUCAAGACCAGCAUCCAACAUGAUCUGGAGCAAUAUAAAAAGCAGUGCAGCUCUGGCAUCUCUUCAGAAAAAAUGUUGAGGACUUGGCAAGAAAAUGAAGAAAAGUCUGAUGAGUUUACAAAGGUUGCAGAUGUGGGGUAUUUGGAUGAAGAAAUCGUGGCCUUACAUUCUGAGAUUGUGGAGCUCCAGAGGAGUCCGUUUGCCAGAAAACAAGGGGAUAUAAUGGAAAAACUUGAAGAAAAAGCUAUUGAACUCUACAAGCAACUUAAAGCUAAAUGCAAAAGUCCCGACCCCCCACAUGGCUACAGUGACAGCUCAGACAUGGUGAAGACGAUACUUCAGAUGGUUCAAAACCAGGACAGAGUGCUGAAGGACCUGUACACCCACCUAAGUACAGUCUUAAUGUGUAAGCGACGCAUCAUGGAUUUGUUCCCUAAAUUGGAAAGGGCAGUAGAGAACAUAAAAGCUGCAGAGGCAGCAGUGAUGCAGAUGCAAAGGAAGAGACAGAAGGAGUUCUGGUUCCUUCUCAAGGUUGCUUGUUCCCAGCACAAUUCUCCAACUCUGCCACUGACAGAACAACCUACUAAUAGUGAAACAGUUAAUGGGCUGCUAGAUGAAAAUCACCAUUAUCUGAGUCAUCUCACUUCUCUGUUGCAAGAUGUCACCCAAGAAACGAACCAUAGUGUUAUGGAUCAGGACUGGACCUGGACUCAGUUUGAAGCAGUGAAUGUCAAUUCUCAGAAGCUGUAGCAUCUUCCGAAAAAUAUUUACUGUAAUAAGUGCCUUAUCAAAUUUACACUAUCAGAAAGAUGUGUGUCCCCCAUCUGUGUUAUUUACUUGUAUUAGUAUAGUGUAUAGUGGUGUAAGACAGGAAUCUGUGAGACAUUAUGACAGAGUGCACUAUGCACUAUGCAUGUUUUGAAAGUGUAUUUACAAAAUGUUGAAAAGUUUUUCCAGCAGUUAAUGGUGUAUUUAUUUUUUUCUGGUAAUUUUAAUCAAUGAAGAAUUUCUGCAGACAGAUUAUGCAUGACAGAAUGUGAAUAAAUAUUUAUGAUUGCAUGGAACGUGCAUAA